AUGACUCCAUAUAACGAGGAGUUACUUUCAGGGAGUUUUGAAUCUAUGAGUAUAGGAACUCAAUUUAGUGACUUCUCAAAUGAGGCUAACGUUUACCCUCCUUAUGUGAUGGGUUAUGGUCAACCUUCAAGUUCAACUGAUGAAGAGUAUGAUAUCAAGGAUUCAAGAGAGAUGAGUAGUGGUGGAGGAAAGGUGGUGUGUGUGACUGGAGCUUCUGGGUUAAUAGCUUCAUGGCUGGUGAAGCUCCUGCUCCAAAAUGAUUACACUGUCAAAGCAACAGUUCGUGACCCAAAUGAUCCAAAGAGGACACAACACUUGCUUUCACUCGAUGGAGCUAAGGAAAGGCUUCAUUUAUUCAAAGCAGACUUAUUGGAAGAAGGGUCUUUUAAUUCUGUGGUUGAUGGAUGUGAUGGUGUUUUUCAUACUGCAUCCCCAGUUGCAAUGGACGUUAUUAACCCCCAGGCAGAAUUGAUUGACCCUGCAUUGAAGGGAAUCAUCAAUGUCCUAAGGUCCUGUGCUAAAGUUCCAUCUGUCAAAAGAGUGGUUGUAACAUCAUCUAUGACUUCAGUUGUAUUCACUGGAAAACCUCUCACUUCUGAGGUGCUAAUUAAUGAGAGUUGGUUUUCAGAUCCUGUUUUAUGCAAUGAAUCAAAGCUAUGGUAUGUGCUUUCAAAGACCUUAGCUGAGGAGGCUGCUUGGAAGUUUUCAAAAGAGAAUGGGAUUGAUAUGGUCACGAUAAAUCCAGGAGGGGUGAUCGGUCCUCUCUUACAGCCCACUCUUAAUCUAAGUGCAGAGUUAUUUCUGAACCUCAUAAACGGAGCUCAAACAUUUCCCAAUAGAUCAUACCGGUUGGUUGAUGUUAGAGAUGUUGCCAAUGCACACAUUCAAGCAUAUGAGAUCCCAGAAGCUAGUGGAAGAUACUGCUUGGUAGAGAGGGAUUUACACUGUUCAGAGACACUGAAGAUUUUGCGGAAGCUCUACCCUGAUUUACCCCUACCAGAAAAAUGCGCUGAUGACAAACCUUAUGCACCAUCCUUCCUCGUAUCCCAGGAGAAAGCAAAUAGCUUAGGAGCUCACUUCACUCCUCUGGAGGUGAGCCUGAAGGAUACAAUUGUGGAAAGCUUGAAGGAGAACAACUUCAUCAGUUUCUGA
Messenger RNA from Vitis vinifera (wine grape), 1152 nucleotides. RefSeq names its product phenylacetaldehyde reductase. The record is from RefSeq and is a predicted model, not a curated record. Gene Ontology annotation, molecular function: oxidoreductase activity, acting on the CH-OH group of donors, NAD or NADP as acceptor. The coding region runs from base 1 to 1152 and encodes 383 amino acids. NCBI's taxonomy places the organism in Eukaryota, Viridiplantae, Streptophyta, Magnoliopsida, Vitales, Vitaceae. The transcript is spliced from 8 exons.